Messenger RNA from Ochlerotatus camptorhynchus, 1440 nucleotides. Its product is annotated as annulin-like. The transcript has 5 exons. Gene Ontology annotation, molecular function: protein-glutamine gamma-glutamyltransferase activity. The record is from RefSeq and is a predicted model, not a curated record. NCBI's taxonomy places the organism in Eukaryota, Metazoa, Arthropoda, Insecta, Diptera, Culicidae. Gene Ontology annotation, biological process: peptide cross-linking. Bases 1 to 1440 code for a protein of 479 amino acids.
AUGGCAGCCCCCAACAAAAAGGACAUGCGAUUGAAGAUAGAGAAAGUGGAUCUCUGUCUGAAGGCAAACGGAGAGGCUCAUCGGACGAGUCGAUUUGAAUUGAUGAGGGCUGAAAAUCCUAUGUUGGUGGUCAGGCGAGGUCAACCGUUCCAGCUUAAGUUGUCAUGCGAUAGACCUUUCGACGAGAACCGGGAUGUGAUUUCGUUCAAAUUAUCUGUGAACGAUGAUGGCUUCGUACUGAAUUUGACUGAUGGUGGCGCAAAAUCCGAUUGGAAGGCCGUUCUGGAAUCGGUGGAGAAAAAUGUGCUCACGAUCAGGGUCAGGGCAUCGGCCAGGGCUUCGGUGUCGACAUGGAACAUGGCUAUCGAGACGAAGUUAACGGGAUCGGAGGAACCAAUUAACGUGAACAAGUCGUUUGAAUUUUAUUUGCUGUUCAAUCCUUGGUGUGAAAAUGAUUGUGUAUUUCUCAAAGACGAACGACUCCGCGUGGAGUACGUCCUCAACGACAAGACAAUGAUUUGGCAGGGUGCGACUGACAGCAUCAAUUCAAUAGACUGGGCGUUAGGACAUUUCGCGCAGAAUAUUCUGGAGUGCAGUUUCCUGCUGUUGUCCAUGGUUGGACCUGUUAGUGCAACGGAUCGUGGUAAUCCAAUUUUUGUGGCUCGUGCCCUUUCGGCAGUUGUGCAUGAAAAGUUUGACGAAGGAGCGGGACUGUGGGCUGUGGAGCAUUCGCCCAACUCAUGGGUUGGAUCGGUUGAUAUCUUACAACAGUUUUACCAGUCGAGAAAACCCGUCAAAUCUGGACAAUGCUGGGUGUUUGCCGGAGUAUUAGCUACCAUCUCACGAGCUGUAGGGAUUCCGUGUCGCAUAGUAACCAAUUUCAAAUCCGGCCACGAAUCAGAUAAGUCGGGGUCGACGGAACGUGAUGAGAGCAUGUGUAAUUUCAACGUAUGGAAUGAACUGUGGAUGAAAAGGCCAGAUAUUGGGGAAAGAUGCAAAGAGGAGUUGUACGAUGGAUGGCAGGUAGUUGAAGCGUUUGGGCCGGCACCUGUGAACGCAGUUAAACGUGGAGAUAUCACUGUGAAAUAUGAUUGUGAUUCCGUAUUCGGUGAGGUUAAUCCCAAUGUGAGGUAUUUUGAAGAUACUGAUAGUGGUCAACCGGAGCUUAAGAUAGAUUCUAUGGAAAUCAGAACGAUUAUCAGCACCAAAGCGGUGGGAGUUAAUGAGCGUGAAGACAUCACUGAAUCGUACAAAUCAAAGGAAGGGACUUUUAAGAGAAGAACUGCAAUUAGUGUAGCGAUGAUGCAAGCCAAAAAUACAAGAUUGGACAUGGCUGUCAACAAGGAGGAAACAAGGGUUGGCGAAAGCUCAAAGGUGAAACCGGCGUCUAGCUGCCCAGCAGAUCACAGGCACAGUAGAAGCACCGACGAACCGACGUGA